Messenger RNA from Plasmodium malariae, 831 nucleotides. RefSeq names its product fam-l protein. The transcript is spliced from 2 exons. The coding region runs from base 1 to 831 and encodes 276 amino acids. NCBI's taxonomy places the organism in Eukaryota, Apicomplexa, Aconoidasida, Haemosporida, Plasmodiidae. The record is from RefSeq and is a predicted model, not a curated record.
AUGAAAAAAAAAAUUAGGCUCCUUUUUUUUAUUAAAAUUUGUAUCUUAAUAUAUUGGAUAUAUCAUUUUUCCUAUGAUAGGGUUAUGUUUAAUAAAUUAACGUGCGCGAAGAAAAAUAAUGGGAGUAAAUUGCGUCUAACAACUUAUAGAGUACUGGCGAAAUAUAGACAAAAUAAGGAUUCGUGCAUUCUAGGGUUAAGAAAAGAGAUACAAUACAAUAAAUUACAUAGAAAAAAAGAUAUACAUAUAAAUGAUAAAGAGGAAACAGGAAAAAAGAAGACAUCGAAUGGAUGUUCAUUGAAUAAUUUGGGGGAAUAUAAACAAGCUCUGAAAAAUAAAUUUAAUAUAUGUGAAACAAAAAAAUAUUCCCGUUUGGAAAAAAAAAUAUUCAAAGAACUUGAUUAUGUAGAUUUUCUUAAAAAUAGCAAGACAAUCAGUGAUAAGGUUUAUAAAAAUAUAGUACUUAAAAAAUGCGGAAUAAAACUUGCUUUACCUUUAUUAUUGUUUUUUAUGUUAUCAAUAUCUCUCACAUUGGACUUAUUUGUGGGUUGUGGUAUUGUUAAUGAGCUGUAUCGAAUAAUGAUUGUGAAUUAUAAAGAUGGAUGGAUCCAGACCUUACGUAAUGGAAUACGGGCUUCCCCUUUUAAGAAAAUGUUUGAGGGUGUUAUUAAACUAACUAAUGGGAAUUUUUCCAUUGUCAUUUUAAAAUUUUUUACUACUAUAAUAUAUUUCUUAUCUUUCUUUGUAUUGGGUAUCACAAUUAUGUUAGGAAUUGUAUAUUACCAUAAAAAAGUUAAUAAGUAUGAAAAAAUUAAGUUCAGAAAAAAGUAA